AUGGGGGCCUUCACUUUGCUAGCUUGCCUGCACGCUCUGUUCCUUUUUGUUUCUCCUGCAAGAAACAUUUCUUUCAAGUGCAUACAAGAUACUGAUGAAUUCCUUUCUGAUCUGAAUUCACUGAAGCCCAAAGAAUACGCUCUGAGAAUGUACGACUCUGUGGGAAAGCUCGGAAGCAACAUUCUUAAUGGCAACGUGGACAGGCUGGGGUCCUACAGCGAGUGCCUUUCCACCCAGAGCCCCAGGGGGAGUUUCCGGGGGCAGUACUGCAAGCUUCAUAUCCUGCAGGAUGGAACAGACUAUAGUGUGGGUGUGUGUGUUCCUGAUUCUUGUGCUGAAGAGGACGUGACCAUGAUGUCUCAGCUGGCGGGGACGUCCAUACAGGCUUGGUUGUCCCCUCACCACUAUCAAAAACCAUCAUUAUGGAUACCACCCAAAUGCGAUAGACCUGGCCAGGUGUCUUCUUUCUGCAGGUUCAUCACCUUGCUAGGCCUUGUCUUCCCAGUGACUGGAACUAUUUACAUGGUGGCCAGGGACUGGGGCUUAGGCCUCAGGACAUCAUCUGUACAUGGGACUCCUCCCACCAGUUGUGAGAGUCUGCCUUUGCGAACUGUGGAGAGCAACAAACAAAGAAGCAGGGCCAGUUGCCAACUUCAGCUCCCUCCUCCAGGACCCCCGAGCAGAGGAAAAAGGUUUCUAGGAGCUGUGGAUGGAGUUCUGCAGUGCUUUUCUUGGCAGAAGAACUUGCCAGCCAUCUUCACCCCAGAGCUGCCGGGAGGCACAUGCCGGACACUGAACGGGAUCCGAGUCCUGAGUCUCCUCUGGAUUAUCUCGGGACACACCAGUCAGAUGACCGCUUGGCUAUCUUUGGAUAAUGUGCUCGAAUGGAAAGCCAGAGUGCCUGAGAACCCGCUGUACCUCUACUCUCGGAGCGGCCCGUUCUAUCUCGGGGUGGAUACAUUUUUCCUGAUCAGUGGUUGGUUAAGUGCAAGGUCAUUUCUAAAGAUGCACCAGAACACCAGCGCAGGAAUACCCCCUAAAGUCAUUCUCAGAUACUUUCUGAAACGUUUUACAAGGUUGCAGCUCCUUCACUUGUACUCUGUGUGCUUGCUGGUUGGUUUCUUCUCUUUUGUUCCCUGGGGACCUGUCUGGGAAGUGGCCCAGUUCCAUUGGGAUAACUGCCGGGAGGUUUGGUGGACGAAUCUGCUGCUGCUGAAUAACUUCCUGUCUGUUCAGAAUGCCUGCAAUGGCUGGACUUGGUACCUUGCCUGUGACUUCCAGUUCCACCUCAUGACACCGCUGAUCUUCUUCAUCCAUGGAAAAAGUAAACGUGUCCUUGUCCUCCUUGGGGGCCUGCUGUUCCUGGCAUCAUCCACGGCCACUGCUCUGCUCACAUUGGCUUAUAAACUUCCAGUGGCAUCUCCAUCAGCAGCCAGCGAGAAUGGGACUAUGCUAUAUUUCUCAGAGUAUUACACCAAGCCCUACUGCCGCUGUGGCCCGUUCCUCGUGGGCCUCUUUCUGAGCAUGUUCAUGCAUUCAGACCACCCUACAGACAUUCUCAAAACUAAGGUGCAGGCCAUGCUGGGCUGGACUUUCUCUCUGCUGACCCUCUUUGCAGUUGUUGCCCUGGCGUACGUAGUAGAUGACACCUCUCCAACCUCUUCCGUGGCUGCUGCCGUCUACCAGGCCCUCCAUCGGACCCUGUGGGCAGCAGCUGUGGGCUGGGUCAUCUUUGCCUGUCAGGAAGGCUAUGGAGGUCCCGUGAAGUGCAUGCUUUCUUACGGUAUCUGGAGUCUCCCGGCUAGCAUAAGCUAUGCUUGCUACCUCGUACACCCCAUCGUGAUCAUUCUCUAUAACGGGCUGCAGGAGACCCUUAUUCACUACACGGACACCAACAUGUUCUAUCUUUUCUCUGGACACUGUGUGCUGACCUUCCUCUGUGGGCUGGCCCUGACCCUGUUCAUCGAGCGACCGUGGCAGGAACUGAAGUGGGGCUUGUGGGGACCACUUCCUGCUGGGCCAUGAGCAUUCCAACUGAAACCCAAGAGAACCACAGGCCCUCUGCUGGUGACAAACAGAGGCAAUGAACAUCGUAGUUCUCAGAAUGCGAAUCUGAUUUUGUGAACAUUUACUGUGUACAAUGUGGACAGAUAACCUGUGUUCUCUAUAAAAAGCAAUUCUAUGAUGAUUUUUUAAAAUACUUGUACAAUAAUCUCUUUGUCUUGGCUUAGAUUUGAUUUUCUGUAUCAGUGACUGACCACAGUGUUAAAGUAUUAAAAUAGAGGGCAGGACCUAAGUAUAAAAAGGCACACAGUCAUGGUCUUUCUCCACCAUGACCUUAGCUUUGCAUGAUUUGAAAACAAAAUGUAGGGGCACGAGAAAUGGCUCAGUUGCUAAGAGCACUGACUGCUCUUCCAAAGGUCCUUAGUUCAA
This is a messenger RNA of Grammomys surdaster, 2433 nucleotides long. RefSeq names its product O-acyltransferase like protein. Lineage: Eukaryota; Metazoa; Chordata; Mammalia; Rodentia; Muridae. The record is from RefSeq and is a predicted model, not a curated record. Gene Ontology annotation, molecular function: acyltransferase activity, transferring groups other than amino-acyl groups. The transcript is spliced from 15 exons. Bases 1 to 2025 code for a protein of 674 amino acids.